Molecule: messenger RNA, 1335 nt
Organism: Trichomonas vaginalis G3
Lineage: Eukaryota; Parabasalia; Trichomonadida; Trichomonadidae
Exons: 1
Coding region: 1-1335 (444 amino acids)
Source: RefSeq, a predicted model, not a curated record
AUGCGCUCAAGAAAUAGUUCAUUGAUUCGCACAGAUAGCGAGAAAUAUGAAGAAUUAGCUAAUAUUGGCUUAAGAUCAUCGCCAAAUGAUUUUGAUGAAGAGGAAGAGCAAUCAGAGUUAGAAGAAUCUAUCCAACUUGUCAGAGAAGCAAAGAAAUACGUUACACUGUAUAUAAUGGAGAAGAGGAAAGUUGCUGCUCUUGAACAAGAGCUUGAAUCGGUUUAUCAAAAAUUAACGAAUAAUGCCAAAGAAGUGAUAACACUACAAAACGAAUGCGAUAAUAUCGCAAAAAGAUACGAAGAUAAUAUACAACAGAUGGCAAAGAAUCAAAGAAUUACAAUUGAGCGAAAUUCGAAUCUUGAAAUCGAAGUUCGAAGGCUCAAAGACCAUAUAAGCAGUAUUGAAGAACAGCAAUAUGAAGAAGAAGGCGAGAAUGAUGAUAUGAAUCAUCUUAGAGAUCAAAUUACAUCGCUAAUCAAAGAGAAGAUGGAAUUACAAGAGCAACUUGAUGAUUCUUUCGAAAAGCAAAAGGAAACUGAAGAUAGCUUAAGUAGUCAGGCUCAGAUUCUUAAAAAACAUUUUGAAGAAGCCCUCGCACAGAAUAAGGAAUUAGCUCUCAAAAAUCAGCAGCAAGCUAGCCAAAUUCAGUUGUUUGGAACGCAAGUGAGGAUUGCCCAAACACAAAUUGAGCAAGAUAAGUCAGAAAAAGAUCAAUUAAACGCAAGAAAUGCUCAGCUUCUUCAAGAAAUUGCUAGACUAAAACAAUCUAGUCCUAAAAAUGAUGGGGCUACAAACAGUAAUGAUUUGAGUUCUAAAAUAAUCGAAUUAUCCACAAAGAACGUCUCAUUACAAAACGAAAAUGCUCAACUUCAGGCAAAAAUUACAGAACUUCAAGAUCAAAUUGAAGAAAAGGACUUUGGAUACGAAGAAGAUUAUGAAUCACGUAUUGAAACUCUGGAGAAAGUUAUUGAAAACAUGAGAGAUAAAUUAAAUUAUCUAGAGAACUUAAAUAAGAACUCUCCUAAGAAUGGAAAUCAAUCUGUUGAUCAAGAGCGCCUUAAACAACUUGAAGCCGAACAUCAAUUUUGCAAUAAAGAAAUUCUUGAAAGUAAACAGAAAACAAUUGAUAAUUUAACACAACAAAAUGAGCAACUUCAAGCCGAACUUGAAGCUGAGAAGCAGAAGAACUACGAUUUAACUGUCGAAAUAGGCGAACUCAAAAAACGCCCAGAUGCUAUGAAAAGUAUAGUUAAAAUGUAUACAGAGAAGUAUCAACAAGCAGAGAAGGCGCGGUCUGCACUUCAAAAACAAUUAGAUGAGAUGAUGAAGCAUUAA